CAUCUGUACACACCGAUUGGAUACAGGCUUGCACGAUCUAAUAAUGCCAGUUUCUCGAUAUGUUCAUGCAACAUUUAAAUGGAUCUCCGUCUGUGUGAUCGAUGGACGCAUAAAAAAAAAGUCAUAGACCUAACUACAGUCAGCCAGCGUUCCUAUGGUGGAGGUAAAGAGCCGUCGAUAAAAUUGGCUAAGGUCAAUAUAUAAAUGUAGACUGCGAUAACUCCAAUGACAAUGGGUAACCAGUUUUCCAUGAAGAGGCUGAUACGAGGUUAACUUCAUUCACUGGAAGCUACAGAUUUGGGGAACAUGAAGUUGUCUUCUGUCAGGAUGGGUGUCCUCAAAAUCAUGCUGCUCAUCUUUGAGGCCAUUUUGUUUUCCGACUGUGCAAGAGGUCCUCCGCGGGUGUCUGAGAGGGUGGCCCAUAGGCAGUCGGUUCGCCUGGGGACUUCCAUCAAGCUGCCGUGCCCUGUGGAGGGAGACCCUCCGCCCCUUAUCAUGUGGACCAAAGAUAGCCGCAACAUCCACAGUGGGUGGAUCCGCUUCCGUAUCCUUCGCCUGGGCCUUAAGAUCAAGGAGGUGGAGGCAGAGGAUGCCGGAACCUACGUCUGCAAAGCCACCAACGGCUUUGGCAGCGUCAGCGUCAACUACACCCUCAUAGUCAUCGACGACUCUGGUGCUGAUAAGACAAGACCAGGUGUUCCUGGUGGGGUGGACUCAGAAUAUGGCCUUGACAGCUUACCAGGAAAACUAGUGCGGCCCCGUUUCACCCAGCCUGCUAAGAUGAGGAAGCGGGUAAUCGCUAGGCCUGUGGGUAGCUCUGUGCGGUUGAAGUGUAUGGCCAGCGGUAGCCCUCGGCCGGACAUUGUGUGGCUGAAGGAUGACAGGCUGCUGACGGAGCGUGAGGUGGGCGAGGGGCGCCAGAAGAAGUGGACCCUGAGCCUGAAGAACCUAAGCCCUGAGAACAGCGGGAGGUAUACAUGCAGGGUCUCCAACCGGGCUGGGGAGAUCAACGCCACCUACAAGCUGGAGGUCAUACAGCGGACCAACUCCAAGCCUGUCCUGACGGGCACUCACCCAGUCAACACCACGGUGGACUACGGUGGGACCACCUCGUUCCAGUGCAAAGUAAGGAGUGAUGUCAAACCGGUCAUCCAGUGGCUCAAGCGUGUGGAGUCCAGCGAGGAGAGUCGAUACAACUCCACCAUCGAGGUGGGCGACCAUCGCUUUGUGGUGCUGCCCACGGGCGAGGUGUGGUCACGCCCUGACGGCUCCUACCUCAACAAGCUGCUCAUCACCCGUGCCAAGGAGGAUGACGCUGGCAUGUACAUCUGUCUUGGUGCCAACACCAUGGGCUACAGCUUCCGCAGUGCCUUCCUCACUGUCCUGCCAGACACCAAGCCACCCAUCACCCCAAUGUUCACCCCAACCUCCAGCACCCUCCCCUGGCCUGUCAUCAUCGGCAUCCCCGCUGGCAUGGUGUUCAUCUUUGGUACCGUGCUGCUGUGGUUCUGCCAGAGUAAGAAGCGCUGUCCCCCUCCCAGCGCUACGACAGUGACUGCCCAGGUCCUACAGACCUCCCAGCGACUGCCUUACCGGGAUAGGGACAGGAGCUGUGUUGCUCCCUCUUCCACAUCCUCCACACCUGAGAAGGACUGCCUGGGCUCCAUAAACUAUGAGUAUUUAGCCCAGCAGCAACUACUCCUGACUCAAGGGGGCUCUGCUCUCCCCCCCAAAAUCUACCCCAAAAUCUACACCGACAUCCACACACAUACCCACUCCCAUGUGGAUGGGAAGGUACACCAGCACCAGCAUAUUCACUUUCAGUGUUAGCCCUGUGCCACAUGUUGUAUCCCUUCCUUUGCCUCCUAAGGACUGCUUAGCACAGCACAUCAAGGUUCUGGGCUACGGACCGUCCCUCAGAACUGCUCUCUGGUUACACACACCUGGGGCUGCCCCUUACCUGUGCUGGAUUACAAUCUAACUGGACUUUGCAGAGGCUUUACACAGAACCGUCAGUACUGUACAACAUCGAGCUAAUGUGACCAGGUUUACGGUUUUGUGCCUGACUGGCUGCCGUAGUGAUAUCACAACUAACCAAUGGAAGUGGGUUAGUUACAGUGCCGGCCCGGUCCGUGGUGCUACUCGUUUCAUCGCAACGCGUGAUGUGCACCAGUUACUACUUAAAGGCCCAGUGCAGUCUAAAUUGCGCCAUAUCGUACAAAUGCCGACAGAAAUAACAAUGGAAUAGUGUGAUGACAUUUUAUCAGUGUUAUUUCACAAUUGUUGAAAAUACUAAUGAGCAGGUUUUGCAUGGGUUAGGGUUUGGCCAAUAUAGAGCAAAUACAGAGUUCCAAACCUCUGCCAUAAUAGCUACUUUCUAGAUUACAUCUCUUCUCCUUUUGCAUUAAAGCCAUUUUGACAAUUUCAUAAGGAAACUAUUUUUUGGAGACUAUUUACCCAGAAAUUACAUCUUGAGAAAAAAAGGGCUGCAUUGGGUUUUUAAACAAUACUCAGCAUGAUUUUGAAGGCAGUUUGGAAUAUUACACAAAAGGGCUGGUUUUGCGCUUAUACUCAGGUUAUUCAUUUGAUUUUUAUAAAGGUUUCAUUAUUGUUAAAAUGCACAUUCAUUUAACCCUGACCACUAUUGAUAAGUAUCCAUUAAUAAUCGUAUCACCCAUGAAGGCCUUAUAAGGCUAAAAUAGAUUGAUAGUAUUUUAAUAGGCAUGUAAAUCAUGGCCAUUUUUAAGACUGAAAAUUAUAGAGGAACACUCUUAUGAACAGUCUUAUGACUGGAAUCAGUCUUAUGACUGGACUCACUGCAUAUCACUGCCAGAAUACAAAUGCUACUAAGGUUACCACCACUAGCCUUUUGAUUGUAUGUUUUAUAGAAUCACUGCAUGAGGUGAGGUCAGAAAUACCCAAUGUUGCAGUGAAUACACAGAACACCGUAAUUAGUACUUGGACUACAGUCUAAUCCAACCAUAUUUUAUAUAGAUGUAGUCAUUUUAUAUACAUAUUAAAGACAUGUAUUUAAUUUAUUUUGUUACAGAAAUGUAUUGUUUAUUUUUCAACAUCAGGCAUUUUACAUAUUUUCAAAUAUGUAUGAUUAAUUGUAAGGAUUACUGUAGUUGCAAUGCAGUGUACAUGAUAUAUGAAGGACAUUGCCAACCAAGUUAAUCUUAGUUUAUGCAAGUACUUAUGUUUGACAAUCUUGUACAAUGUACCCCUUUAAAGUGAAAAGUCAUUUGCCAGCAAUGAUUAAAGGACAAGCACAUUGA
Molecule: messenger RNA, 3278 nt
Organism: Esox lucius (northern pike)
Lineage: Eukaryota; Metazoa; Chordata; Actinopteri; Esociformes; Esocidae
Product: fibroblast growth factor receptor-like 1
Exons: 7
Coding region: 307-1830 (507 amino acids)
Cellular component (GO): plasma membrane
Molecular function (GO): fibroblast growth factor binding; fibroblast growth factor receptor activity
Source: RefSeq, a predicted model, not a curated record